Molecule: messenger RNA, 872 nt
Organism: Leucoraja erinaceus (little skate)
Lineage: Eukaryota; Metazoa; Chordata; Chondrichthyes; Rajiformes; Rajidae
Product: transmembrane protein 114
Exons: 4
Coding region: 92-730 (212 amino acids)
Cellular component (GO): apical plasma membrane
Source: RefSeq, a predicted model, not a curated record
AUACACCAGUAGAUCCUUGUAGAUCCCAGUAGGUCCUUAUAUACCCGAGUAUAUCCUUGUAGACGUGCCCGGCAGCCGGCGGCCGCUAAAGAUGAAGCUGACCUUCAGUUUCCUGACUGUGUCCGUGGCUUUGACCGGCGCCACCAGCUUUAUCUUCCUGGUCGUGGCGGUCGGCACCAACUUCUGGUACAUCAUCGACGCCUCCAAACUGGAAACCGCGUCCAACUCCAGCCGGCGCCUCAGCUCCCACUCCGGACUGUGGAGAACGUGCAAAGUCGAGAGUAAAUGUUUUCCUUUAAUGAAUCCAUUCCGGGGAGGAAAUGCAAACUUCACUGCCUCGCAGAGACAACUUUUAAACAUGCACGGGACCUUUGUUGUUCUGCUUCCCCUCAGCCUCAUCCUGAUGGUCUUUGGAGGAAUGGUGGGCUUCAUUGGUAUUUUAGCGCAAGCCUACGCCCUGCUGUUGCUGACGGCAACUCUUUUUCUUUUCGGAGCCUUGGUGACUCUGACUGGAGUCAGUGUCUAUAUUGGAUACUCAGCAGCAGCGUUCAAGGAAGCCAUCAGUCUGUUGGGCAAGGACCUCCUGGAGGAUCUCAGUAUCAGCUUUGGCUGGUCCUUGGCUCUGGCCUGGAUCUCCUUCAUCGCAGAGAUGUUCACCGGGAUUGGCUUCCUCCUGGCUGCCAAGCUAACCAGCAUGAAGAAAAGGCAGGAGGAUUCUACACAACACUAAUGGGUUCUUGCAUGGCUGGAACUCGGGUGAAACAGGGGCAAUUCAGGUCAUAAGGUCAUAAGUGAUAGUAGAAUUAGGCCAUUCGACCCAUCAAGAUAGGAGAGUCAGGGGAUAUGGGGAGAAGGCAGGAACGGGGUACUGA